AUGUCUACCCUUGUUCUACCUCCUGUUCCUCCUUCCCCUAAAGACGAUGUCGUUCAGCUUCACAGUGCUUUCAAAGGUUUUGGGUGUGAUGCUAGCGUUGUUAUCAAUAUACUUGCUCACAGAGACGCUGCUUAG
Molecule: messenger RNA, 135 nt
Organism: Lathyrus sativus (Indian pea)
Lineage: Eukaryota; Viridiplantae; Streptophyta; Magnoliopsida; Fabales; Fabaceae
Source: the annotation of a GenBank genome assembly